ACAUUUUAACAUGCAAUAGAUAGAUUUUUAAUGGCAUUUUAAUUUGUUGUUUAUUGUUUUAUUUUACAAACUUAUAAUUGCUGUGUUAAUUGCAGGUUUCUUGCCUGUGUUAUGCUUUAUUUCAAGACGGUCACAUAAGGUUUGUGCCUAAGUCCACUAAAUUCUGUGGGAAUUUUCCCACCAAUAAGUACUGGCUCAGGCUCUUAAUGGACUUCAAUUUCAGUACAGGCAUAAAGUAAAAACAGAUGCUUAAUCAGAAAAGCCAUUUUUAAAGGCAUAAUGGUCUAGGCGAUAGUACUCAGUUCUAUAAUGCUAUUCUAUUUCUGCUUUGGAUUGUCAAAUGUUAUUAGAAACUGAUGGUGUUGCUUAGGGGAAUGGAUUCUCUUUUCCACUGAUCACCUAUGCAGAAGCUUUUGCAUUUUUGCACUUAGGCAAACAAGCUAGCAUUUACACCUCUAAAAGCUACACAGACCCUCUGAUGGUGCAUCUGAGUGCAUAAACCUAAUGUUCAGCUUCUGAACUCAGGCAAAACAAGUCUGAUGUUCAAGUGUCACUGCAAAUGGAAAUACUUCUCAUAAGUACAUCAGCCUCGGGCUGGCAGUUGUGCUUUGUUGAGCAGAGAGCUGAUUCAGCUGAAAUACGUGUGUUUUCCCUGUCCUGCUGCCUGUCUUCCCUAGCCCUUCUCCCUGCUGGAUCCCCUGGGUGUACCCUAGAUCCCCUGAUGCUGCCCUGCCCAAGGCAGGCAGAACACUGUACACUUGCCCACAGUUUAUAAUCCAGUCCUUAUCCACUGAAAAGGUCUGCUUUGCAGACUGGAUUUUUUUUUUUUUUUUUUGGUGAAUAACAGUGCAGGCUGCUCCAUCUCCCUUUAGAAGACUUUCCUGAAAUAAGGCAGCAUUGCCUACAACAGAACUGCUGCUAUGUGCCUGCCCGUGCCUGUAAUACUCAUCAGGACUUUGGUGGAUGGGUGAGCUCCUGCCCACUCUCAUAUACAAUAAUGUCUGAAUAGGAAAGAUAUUUUUCUUAAAAAGGGAAAGACAAUUAAUGUCCUAUUUGUGCACUGGACUGGUUUAACUCAGAUGAAGUCACUGGAAUUAUUUAUUACAAGCAACAAUAAAAUUGGGCACAAAAAUCAAUAAAAUGGAUACUAAUCCACAACUGACAUGCUCAUCACCAAUUUUCUCUAGUUCAUAAAAUCCCUUUAUUUGUCACUAGUCCCAGUUGGAUGUAAAGCAAACAUUUUGAAGAAUGCUUGCUUACAGAAAGCAAAACAAACCAAACUUCCCACAUAUCUGAACAAAUCUACCCUGUUAGUGACACAGUUCUUCAAAGAAAAUAAUCAGAGAUGAGGACAUUCUUAAAGCAAUUUACUUUAACUCGGAAAGAUGUUCUAUCUGUAAACACAAGGACUGGUAGCAUGAUUUAAGGGUUGAUGCACUGCAUUCAGCAACUUAUAAUUGCAAUGUUAAUAUUACAGGAAGUUUCCAUUUUAAUACUGUCACGGUCUCUUUAAAUAGUAACUAAAUCACUAGGAAGAGAGAAGCAGACACCCCAAGGAAGGCCCUGGUCAAGGCGUUGGAUUACAUCUUUCACUUAGCACUAACAAAAGGCAUGGGAUCUCAGUGUCACUACCACAAUGCCUGCACUACUUUACCAGCUGGGCCAGACUUCAAGUAUGCCAGCUUUUAUAAAAAACAUCACCAAUAUAUAAAACGCGUCUCUACGGCCCGCAGUUCAGAGGCAAACAGCGCACAGAAAUGUGAAGAUGUAGGGCAGGACGAUCCUAAACGCGACCUUUGUGGGGAAGGCUCGGUCCCGCGGCCGUGCCCCCUCAGGAGCAGCGGCUGCCCGGGGCCUCCCGGCAGAGCCCAGGCCACAAGGGGUGUGUGUGUGACGUUGCUUUGUUUUGCCGGUUUGGGAUUUUUUUUAAAGGAACGAAACAGACUCCUUUUGCUUCUCUUCUCACACCCUGCUGCCCCCACUGACUCCCGAAGAAGAGUCACAGCAGUCAGCCCCGGCCCGGCCCGGCCCGGCCCGGCCCGGCCCGGCCGAGGUCUCCCCUCCCCGCCGGCGGAGCCGCUUCCCUCGCCCGGCUCCGGCGCCGAGCCUGCUUAUUUGGCAGCGUCUCAAGUUACUCCCCUCAGGCAGCUUGAGCCAGUAAAACUAGAUCCUUUCAUCUCGGCGGAGCUUACUGACAACCAGCCGUCUGGUUUCCUAGGAAACAAAAUCUUGGCUAGAAAUAGUGAAUCAUUUCCAGGUCACUUUCAACAUGGAGAGUGGAGCAGGGAAGCAUUGGACUGAGGAGGAGGUUAAAGCCUUGUUAAGCGUCUGGUCAGAAAAAAAUAUCAGAAAGCAACUGCACGGCACCCUGAGGAAUAAAGGAAUAUUUAUCUACAUUGCUAAAAGGUUGCAGGAGUUGGGAGUGUGCAGGGACUGGAAACAGUGCCGUGCAAAGUACAAAAACCUCAAGUACGAAUACAGAACGGUUAAAUAUGCCCACAACUCUGGGGAUGUCACUAAGACCAUGAAGUUUUUCCAUGAUCUGGAUGCCAUAUUGCGAUACGAGCCUGUCACACAAUUAGCAGCAGAAGAAAACGGCAGGUGUUCUGCGACUGAGACGCAGCUGAACACAAGCCCCACAACAGACAGCACGCAAGGUGAAAUACCAGUUUCUUUAGAAGAUGAUGAGGAUGCUCCAGGAGAUCCACUACUUUUUGUAUCUCAUGCCAGACCAGUUCAACUAGGUAAUCCAGCAUCAGCAGUAGAGGCUUCCAAACCACCGGCUUUCAUUCCUACAGUAGCAAAUGAAGGAGGAAAACACUGGACUGUUAAUGAAGUCAGAGCUUUGAUACGCAUUUGGUCAGACAAAAAUAUCCAGCAACAACUGGAGGGGACAGUGAGAAAUAAAAGAAUAUUUGAACAGGUUGCUGCUAGACUGCAAAAGUUUGGAAUUGACAGGGACUGGAAGCAGUGCAGGACAAAAUACAAAAAUCUGAAACAUGAAUACAAGAGUGUAAAAAGUGCCCAAGUCUCAGGGAGUACGAGUAAAAGUAUGAAAUUUUUUAAUGAACUCGAUGCUAUUCUGGGGCACUGCACAAUGGAACAAGCAAGUAAAUCAGAUAAUGAGGAAAGUGAGAGGCCUCCAGAAUGGACAGAAGCAAAAUCAGAAAAGGAUUCUGUAGAAAUGCCUGGAGACACAGGUGAAGAGGACUCUGUUAGUAAUACGUCAGAAGACCUACAGGUUGCAGAUAUAAAGAAAGUUUCUGAUUCAGAUGAUGUUACUGUAAAUACUACUCCCGAGAGUCAGGCAGCUCUGCAUACAACCAAAGAAACAAAUAUGACAAAAAUCCUUGAAGAUGAGGGGGACUUUGCCAACUCUACCCCAGCAGCUCUGGAAGCUACACAAAUAAAGAAGGAGACAAUUGAUAUAGAUGAUGAUUCUAUAAGCACUACCUCAGAAGACAGAUCUUGUACGCCAGUAGCAAAACAGAUGGUUGGGACAGACAAUCACAUUCCCUUGGAAGAAGCACAAAAUCACUUUAAAGUUAUUACAGUUAAUGAUACUGGAGCAGGAAAACACUGGAGUGAUAAUGAAGUUAGGGCUCUGAUAAACAUAUGGUCAGAUGAAAAGAUACAGCAAAUGCUUGAAGGGGCCACAAGAAAUAAAGAAAUAUUUGAGGAAAUUGCCAGAAGGUUAAUGAAAUGUGGUAUAGACAGAGACUGGAAACAAUGUCGCACAAAGUACAAGAACCUAAAAUACGAAUACCGUGCACUGCAGAAAGAAAAUGAGCAUCUUGGAAAUCCCAGGAGAAAAAUGAGAUUUUAUGAUGAAGUUGACUGUAUCUUAAGAAGACAGCCUCUGGGAACCUCAAGCUGGGGAUGUGAAAGCUCAAGUCUCCUAUCAGUUUCAGUGGGAGAUGCUACAGCAAACAGAGGAUCUUUGAGUACCAAAAGAAAAACAUGGAAUGAUGAGGUGUCACCUGUUCCACUUAAGAAAAGUGCUUCUGAAAACACCAUACUCCACUUCCAAAAACUAUUAACAGAGAGAGUGCACACAGUAACAGAAGGCAAAAAGUUACUGUUUGAAAGGCUUUGUAAGCAGGAAGAAAUACAAGACCUCAACAGAACACAGCUGUAUACUGAUCCAUCAGCCAUACAACAGGGUUUUUCUUUCAGUGCAAAACAACUUUCUGGAUAUCAGUCAUGUUUGGGCAUAGACCUACACAGCCCGGCCAAAGCCAGGUCAGUUCUGGGCACAUACAAAGGCACAGCUCAAGUCAAACAGUCAAGUCCAUAUUGCAGCAGCAACAGCCACCAGGUUUAUUUACACACAGAGGCCUAAAUUCCAUCCAAGUCUCUCUUCAUAAAAUUUUACAUUAAAAUAUUACUGGAUAUAAUGUGUUAUUUCCUGCUCUCUGCCUAAUUAUUGCCUAGUCAAUUCUGCUAUGAGAGACAUUAUGAAGGCAAACACUUUCCACCAAGGUGGAUUUAAUCUGCCAUUUGACUAGCAUUUUUAAAACAAUUCUGAGAAGUCAGGAGAGAGAUCCCUAGAAAAUGUUUUUUGAUAAUGUUAAUUUAUACAGUGACAUGGAUACACAGUUUUUUCAGUGUAUGCUUAUCUACCACUUUUCACAUUUUACACUGAUUUCUCAGUAUAAACCUUCUUUGGUUUGUAAUACUGUCGCCAAAAUGAUCAUUUCCAACAAUACUAGUAUCGUCAUUGGUUUAAAAAUCUUUCUUCUCUCUUCUUUACAAAGGGUUGGUUCAAACGUACAUCCUUGAACUUGCAUUGAAUUACUUGCAUUCAGAAGUGUUGUCUUUGCAAGGAGGACAAGGUUUGCCCCGGCUAUCACAGCAGACAGGUAUCCCUAUAGAACACGCUGAGUCAGCUGAAGACCUCACCAUUCCCACACUAUUAAAACCACAGGUUACUCCCUCCACAUGUGAAGCAAAAAAAUGUGUCACCCAAUCCUAAUUCACACCAGUACAUUUAAAAGUUUAGGUCAAUUAAGUUAUGAUUUAAAUUAUUUGCAGUAACUGUACUGAAAAAAAUACGAGUAACUUCCAUGUUUUGCUCUACCUUCUGUUUCAUGAAUGCAAGGCUGAACUUGACUUGAUAACUCAUUCCAACAAGAUUCCCCUUUUCUCCAUGUUACUCUGAAUAAUCCAGUUCUUGCUGGAUGCCCUGUAAACCAGUUCAUCUCACUAACCUCACACAAGACUAGCCCAUCUAGUAAGAAAAAACCCUAAUGUUGCUUCUGUGUGAGCUGAAGUAGCUCAGCAAGUUCCCAGAUGUUCCAGGACUAACUCUGAACAGCUGAAAACUUAUUUUUGUUGUAGUGUGCCUCUCCUUUUAGAAGAAAUACUAACUAGAGGGAAGCAGUUAGCACUGCAGAAAUGACAAACUUCACUUUAAAGUCUGCAUGAUGCACAAAGAUACAAAUCUUUCUAAACCUUGCUGUCAUUCAGUACAAGGCCCAAAAAAACCCUUUAUCUCCUUCCAAAAGAUAAAAAUUAAAGACUUUUAAGUAAUUAAAAUCAGCAGACCUUUCAAGAAUACAUAUCUGUUUUUAAAUGCUGAUAUUCAGGUGAGAACAACAAAAAGCACUGAGGCAAACGACUUGCUGAAUUUUUAGCACGUCAGAGCAGAGAAGUGCAGAGCACACUUGCAGUCUUUGCUUGGCAAUGGUUCAUGUCAACACUAGGUGGUAGACAUGAAGCAAGAACUGACAGAAAAAAAGAACACAAGAGUGUUUACUUUCCAAGUAAAGGGUUUUUUCCCUCAGAAAACUUUUCAGAGAGCAGGAGUUAUCUGACAAACAAAUGUCCUAAGAAGGUGGAUUUCCCUUUGUGUGGGAUUCCUCUUCUAUUCUGCCUUGUGACUGCAAAGCAUAGUUUGUUUGUUGUAAAUGUUUUGUCAGAAAGCUGUCUUCUGCCCUGAUGUUCAUUUAUUGUUGAUCAAAGAUGGAAAGAGAUGUCAGAUGCAAGAUGGGGCAUUUGCAUAAUCUGAUAUUUGUGCUCUACUCCCAUUUAUACAGAUAACAAUUAAUUUACUUGAGACAGAUAAAGUGAUAUCAAGACAACCUUUCUUCACUGUAGUUGUAGUUACAAUUCCACAUAACUUUUUGCUUAGAGACAAAAUUACCAGGAAUGUUGACAUUUAGAAUUCUGGUUACAUUUAUUACAGUCACACAAUAUUUAGUCCAGACACACUCACGGACCAGUGACAUGGAACGUGGGCCACUAUCUGACACGUGAAAUGGUUAUGUGUAGGGAACUACCACAGGACUGCAGUGGUUUGGGAGGAGAGCCUUUCUUAGACACAGAUCCUCAACAGAAAGGCCAGACCCAAGUCAACAAGUCCAUGUAACUGAUCCUGGGAAUCAUAAUAUAAAUUAGAUUAUGAAAACGUUCCAGCUUAACAAUCAGAACCAAGUAAUGAUGGCAAGAGCAUCAAUCCUAUAAAUAACAGAGAUUUUUGGUCUUCUCCCUCCUCAAAUAUCUCCAUUACUGCCAGAGGGCCAUUAGGAUUAGUGUGAGAGCAAAUCUUUUUCCUCCCCAGUUUGCAAAUGGCAAUACUGAAAUUUUUCAGUUGUAGCAGAUAAAUGGAACUAUUACCACUCUGACUUACAUUAAAAAGCUUCAUUCUUCUCUAAAACACACUUAUUCAGUAAGAUGAAUGGGUCACUUUAUACAUCUUUAAUAGGACUGUUGGAAAGUCCUCUGCAUGCCCUCUUACAUUAUUUGAGAAACUGUUUGGGCCAAAGGCUUUGAGAAUGAGCUUCAGGAAGCAGAAAUGCUUGCACUGAUGGUGGAUCAACAAGCACUGUCUGCAUCAUUAGCUUUAAAGACUCUGCCUUCAGUCAUCCUGUUUCUUACACAGCUAGGUCUCCUUUGUGUUGGCACAAGCAUCCAUAUGGCCAGGUGGCUACCUAGCUGAUAGAACUGAUUUAAAUUAAAACUAACCUAAUAAAAAGCCCCUCCAAACAACCCUGCCUUUUUUUUUUUUUUUUAAUGGGAAUGUGGCAGAUAGUGAAGCCAGGAGCAUUUACAUUAACUGAACUACCCAGUGAUAACACAGGUUGCUGCAUACAACCCUCCCUCCAUGCAUGAGGCUCAAAUUUAAGGUAUGGGCAGACAAGCCAACCAAGCAAUCCUGUGAAAAUUACUGGAGAGAUGUAUAUGGAUGACUUAUCUACAGCCAAAGUACAGAAGAAUGAACAGUCUCACCCAGCUCUCUAGCUAGGUUAAUGUAAUGGGAAGUCUGUUGGCCACAAUAAACAUAACGGCUGCCUCAGAAAUGUCCUCUUGUAUCUCAUGUUUUGCACCAUUUCCCUCCUGUUUUUUCCACUCCUUAUAACAUUAUCUCAUUCCAGAUGGUUACUCCACAUUCAGAGAUAAAAACUUAGACUGAACUACAUUUUGUGACAUGUACAUUGAAGAGACCUCAAUUGGUUAGAAUGAAAUCUAGCUUCUCUUCCCUUUCCCAAAAAUGAGUGAGCAGGAACCUGAGCCCUGCAGGAUUUUAUGUAAAACAACCUAGCAGAUGGAAGAGCUCACCACAGCAAAAUGGCCUUUCUUCUCCUCUCUUCUUGCAGGAGCAAGCUAUGCAGAAUGUAAUUAAGCCAGGCUGUCAUUACCUUCAGCACACAAUGGCCUAAAACUUGAACCAAGACAGAACUAAAAGAAGGGUUUUUACAUCUACAUUCUGUAUCUGAAAGUACUCGGGAAUGUUUUACCAGCAUAUAGAGCAUGAAUGUUAUCAUAUAAUAGCAUACAGACUCAAUCACUAGCUAGGCACACCUUGUACCCUGUAUAUUCCAUAGGGGAUUUACAAAGAAAUAUGAUUAAUUAAAAAAUUUGGUAUUUAGAUAGUUAGGACAUUUGACACUGCACUUCUACACCUGGGAAUGAGGGAUAUGUAGAACUCAUAAAGUGUUCUUGAGAUGAAAUGAAAAGAUAAAUACCUUACAUACAAAAUGAUCAGGAUCAUUACCGGUAGUAUAUCUGAGUACCGAUAUAUAAAAAUUCUCAUCCAAAAACUAUUUCAAUUUUCAGCUUUUUGAUUCAAAGAUUCACAGUGUAAGUCACAAUACCAAUGGCUUGCUAAAUAGCCUUUUAAAAAACCCCCACCUUGUAGCCAAAAUGUCAUAUAUAAAAUGUAGAUGAACACUUUGAUUGUGCUAUAUUUAAUGUAGGUAUUUGGAAGGAUGGCUAAUGGGAAGCAACCAGUGACUUUACUAGAUUGAAAGAGAAGUGUCUUAAUUUACAUUAGUGAUUAUCUGGGUUCUGUUACAUGAGUUUUAAUAAUGGACAGUAACAGGAAAGGUACCAAAAAACGCACUGGCCAAGCCUCCACUGAUAACAAGUUCCAUACACAGGCCCAGCUGAGACAAAGAAUAUUCCUGACUUAAUGGGACUUCCACCUUCACAGAAAAUGGCUUUUAAAGAUUUUUUCCUAAAAAUGAGUACAAAGCUGGUACACUCAGGUUGCAGUACACAGUAUUACUGCCAAAAGUAUUUUCCAGAGAAUUCUGCAAAAAGUUAACAGAAAUCACUCUUCCUCGAAGAUUAACUUUGCAAAUUUGUCCUGGUCAAGGACUCAAAUGACGUCUAAUAGAUUUGUAAUUCAGAGUAACUCCUCCCUCCCUCACCACCCCCAAGAAAAUCCUCUCCUUACCAACAUCCUCUGAUUUGAUUUUAGCAUGCUGUCAGUGGAUUUUGCAGUGACUCUGUUCCCUGGCUUACCAAAUGCAAUGAUGUGGAUGAUUUAGACCAUCCACUUUUAAGCCUUGUUAUGUUGAUGCCAGAGUAACAUGAUUUGCUUGAGCAGAAUUAAGUUAAUGAGCAUUCACAGCUAACAUAGCUGUAAAAUGUUACCAUGGUGUCAAGUUAAAUUGAUAAAAAGUUUUAAGUGUGUUGAAGGCCUUGAUUAGACUGUAAGAAUAUACUGGCUUUUGUUUUAAUUCACAGUUCACCAUUAUAAAGUUAAAGCCAAUAAAAUGCUGUGUUCUAACUUCUGCUACAAAGGAGUGAGAAUUUAAACCUCCACAACUAGCAGUUGCUUUUUAAUUAUUAAAAAAAAUGCAACCCCAAACAACUUUUAAAGUUGUUUCUGGUACUGUCACGGUAGUGAAACUACAAGUAUCUUUUGUCUUUGAUUAUAAGCCUACUUGUGGGCUCCCGAACUUUGCUUACAUAUACACAUCAAUUUCUCAUGCAAACAGUUUCAGUGAGUGAAGCAGUGAGCACUGCUCAUACACACCACUGAACACAUGCUUAAAUAUAUUGGUUGCUUGAUGCAGCAUACAGAGUUUCAAAUUUCCAGCUGCAAACAUCCACAGUGAAGGAAAUCUAUCAAAGCCACAGUAAUAAAAAUGAUCAGCUCAUUCUUGGCCAUUUAUCAGAAACAGCCAAGUCCUUCACCUUGCUGCAACCAGCUGUAUCAGAACACAAAGCACAAAGAAUUUAUGCUGUACAUUUUUGUGGCAUCUAACAAAUAACAAAUACUCUGGGUUUUUACACAUACAGGUAAGAUUUCAAAGAUUAGAAAUUAUAGCAUGUUCUCUUUGUGGCCCAGGCAUCUCAGAAAUGGAGCUUGAUACAAUGCCAUACUUUAAUAUUCUGAAUUUUAAAAUCAAAGACAAAUUAGGGGCCAAAUUCUGUCAUUUAUUGCACA
Messenger RNA from Motacilla alba alba, 9679 nucleotides. RefSeq names its product trihelix transcription factor GT-2. Bases 2270 to 4342 code for a protein of 690 amino acids. NCBI's taxonomy places the organism in Eukaryota, Metazoa, Chordata, Aves, Passeriformes, Motacillidae. The transcript is spliced from 11 exons. The record is from RefSeq and is a predicted model, not a curated record.